Epinephelus lanceolatus (giant grouper) is the source of this 3276-nucleotide messenger RNA. It is a transcript of the gene ntn5, whose product is annotated as netrin 5. The record is from RefSeq and is a predicted model, not a curated record. Gene Ontology annotation, molecular function: protein binding. Gene Ontology annotation, cellular component: basement membrane. NCBI's taxonomy places the organism in Eukaryota, Metazoa, Chordata, Actinopteri, Perciformes, Serranidae. Gene Ontology annotation, biological process: dendrite development; motor neuron axon guidance; animal organ morphogenesis.
GGCUAUUACAACUGGCUUUCCUCUGUGUGCUCAAUUUGCCCGCCAGUGGUAAUAAACCUGAGGGUGGAGGAUCUCCACAAGUACCCGGUGUGUUGCCCUCUCUCGGUAGGUUUGUCUUCUUGCUCUGCUCCUCUGCAGCAGACGCGCCGGAGCUGGAUGUGUGGACACUUGCUGCUGCUGCUGCUGCUGCUGCUGCGCUUCUCUUAAUGAUCCGGAGGAGCAGGAGAAGUGAGGAGAAGGAGAAUCACUGGGAGGCACAUGGCUCGAUGACAUGAUGUUCCUGCCCUUCUCCCCUCCCCCGUCCACCUCUCUCUUCCCCAUUUUCCUUCUACUCCUCCUUUUCCUCCCUCCAUCCCUCGUCUCCUCUUCUCUCUCCCACACCCCAUUGAGCUGGACUUCGCCUCACGACCCCUGCUACUACCUAGACGGCCGCCCGCGGCACUGCCUGUCAGAGUUCAUCAACGCUGCCUAUGGCAUCCCGGCCAAUGCCAGCCACUCUCUACAAGGCUCCGAUUAUGACAGCAACAUCACCACCCUGACGGACCUCCACAACCCCCACAACCUCACCUGCUGGAUGGCUCGUGGAGGUGCGGACGCUGGAGACUGGAUCAUCACGCUACCUCUGGGCCGCCGCUUUGAGAUCACAUACAUAAGUUUGCAGUUUUGCCAACAGGGGGAGCCGUCGGACCCUAUUUCGAUCUCCAUCCUCAAGUCGAUGGACUAUGGGCGCACCUGGAGGCCGAUGCAGCACUACUCCAGCGACUGCUUGGGAAACUUUGGGAUGCCCUCGCAGACGGUGGCUCAGACGAGACACCAAGAGACAGAGCCGCUCUGCUCAGACCCUCGACCCCUGCAGAAGCAGAGAGGCGGCAUGGUGUUGGCCUUCUCCACCCUGGAUGGACGGCCAUCCUCGCCUGAUUUUGACUACAGCCACACCCUACAGGACUGGGUGACGGCCACGGAUAUCCGUGUGGUCUUCCACCAUGUGUCUAAAGACGCCAAAGUGGGUACACCAGAUAAGAAAGAGGAAGUGCGAUGGCGUGACAGUGCAGAGGAAGAUAGAGGGACUGGACUUCUGAGGUGGAGAUCGGGCUCCAAGGGUCGCACUGGAGGUCAGGACAAGUUAAACACAGAAAACACACUGGCAUUUUUUGAGAGAGAGAUUAAAAACUCAGACAUAAGGGGGAGGCACAAAGUGGACAAACAUGGACGGAAGGGACAUUAUAAAGGGUCAGAUCAAGACGAAGAUGGACACAAUGUGACCAGCAAGGAAGGAGGGGACAGUUUCAGCAUGCUCACUUCCUCAAAGAAAGGUGGGAGAGCCAGAGGGCGUGGCCGCAAGAAGGAAAACAACCACUGGCUGCCUUGCCCUGUUGGAGGUUGUAAUUGGACGGUUGAGGGGCGGAGCAGGAACAACAAGGGGCGGGAACUGAGGAAGAGGAGGAACAAUAAUCUCAAUGCGAAACAAAGCUCCAGGAAUCUGCAGGCGGCCCCGCCCUCUGCCCUCCGAGCUGCCCUGGCUCUCUCAGACAUACAAGUCGGCGGCAGGUGUAAAUGUAACGGACACGCUUCCAAGUGUCGCCGUGACGACGCAGGCCAGGCUGUGUGUGUGUGCGAGCAUCACACAGCAGGGCCAGACUGUGAUGUAUGCGAGGAUUUCUUCUGUGAUAGGCCGUGGCAUCGAGCUACACCCACGCACCCAAACCCUUGUGUUGCCUGUGAAUGUAACGGCCACUCCCACAAGUGUCGCUUCAGCAUGGAGGUGUUUCAGCAGUCGGGCCGGCGCAGCGGAGGUGUGUGUCAGAAGUGUCGCCACCACACGGCCGGACGCCACUGCCAGUACUGCCAGAACGGGUACACCCGCGACCACAGCAAGCCGUUGAACCACCGCAAGGCCUGCCAACCGUGUCAGUGCCAUCCUUUGGGAGCAGUGGGUCGCUGGUGUAACCAGACAUCAGGUCAGUGUCUGUGUCGUGAAGGGGUGACCGGCCUCAGGUGUAACCGCUGUGCCCCGGGAUACAAACAGGGCAAGUCCCCUCUGCGGCCCUGCAUACGAAUUCAAGAGGUUGCUCCGACCCCAGUUUACCAACCUCAGUACAGCAUAGCGGAGGAGUGUGUUUCAUACUGCCAGCCCUCUCAGGUUAAAGUCAGGAUGAACUUGGAGACCUAUUGUCUCAAGGACUUCGUGCUGAAGGUGCAGGUGAGAGGGAUGGAGCGUUCAGGUCCCUGGUGGCAGUUCUCCAUCUCCGUCCAGACCGUCUUCCGCACAGCAUCCACCUCCCGCGUCCGCAGGGGCCCCCAGUCCCUCUGGGUCCCCGACCGGGACCUCAGCUGCGGCUGCCCCGCCCUCCACGUGGGCCGGACCUUCCUCCUGAUCGGUGCGGAGGAGGGGGAGCGGGGCUGGGGCCCUGAGGAGAGUCGGCUGGUGGCGGACCGCUCCACUCUGGCCCUCCAGUGGCGGGAACACUGGAGCCCCAAACUGAGGGGCUUCCGGGGGCAGGACAAGAGGGGCCGCUGCCCGGCAAAAUCCCCCAACAGCCACCAGCACCAUCACAGGGAGCACACAAAGCCCCAGUCUGGGUACAUCCCCCCUCACCUGCGGACUGAGACGCACACGGAGCCUCACAGUGAGGACACAGUGGAGGACACUCAAACGUCAGUGAUGCCGCACACACACUCUCACACAGACAGUGAGGUCACACCCACAGAGGCGACCCCCUCGCCUGCUACACCUGCUCUGGUGUGCUCUACUCCGGGUCCUGGAUGAACGACAGAAACCACAUGCCUCUGCAGAGGUGCAAGAACUACAAGCAGAGGAAAAAGCUCUUUCUUUUCAGACUCUUCAUUUACAGUUUUUCCUGAACGUUACAGGAGAAUCAGACGUGACUUUGCUUCCCCAGAAACACAGAAACACAUAAAUAUGGAAGCCCAUUUCUGCCAGUGUGAUUAUUAAAGUAAGAUCCCACAAGUCAUGAUGAGAAACUUUCCCAAAGUCACGAGAUAGUGUGAGAUAGUGAGAAUAUUUUUCAGACACUUACUCGUCAUUUUGAGGAAGUUUCACAUUAUUUUUUUAAAAAAGCUUUGGUGAGAGGAACCAUCUUGCUGUGAGCCGAUAAUGCUAACCACUGUACCACCAUGCCACCCAUCAUCAUACUAACUAAAAUUUUCUUGUGUCUCAAAUCACAUACUUCUGUUAGUACACUUCCAUGUAGCAUACUAUGUGCACUAUGUACUUAUUGGCGUAGUGCGCAAACUUUUCGACAGGGUAGUGUUGUC